Molecule: messenger RNA, 2103 nt
Organism: Rhododendron vialii
Lineage: Eukaryota; Viridiplantae; Streptophyta; Magnoliopsida; Ericales; Ericaceae
Exons: 14
Coding region: 95-2005 (636 amino acids)
Biological process (GO): carbohydrate metabolic process
Molecular function (GO): hydrolase activity, hydrolyzing O-glycosyl compounds
Source: RefSeq, a predicted model, not a curated record
GGGAUGGGAUAGUCUCGUCAAUACAAAUACCUCUCUCCAUUGCUUGUGCCAGUGUCCUUGAGCAAAACAGCCAAAGCCUUUGGAGAGGGAAAGAAUGAAAUCCUCCUUCUCCCUCUCUCUCUGUUUCUUCUCCGCUCUGCUUCUCCUCCAAAGAAUACUUUGUGAGAACCGUGCCAGCUCGCCACCAAGGGGUUGGAACUCCUAUGAUUCCUUUAGCUGGAUCAUCUCUGAAGAAGAGUUCCUCAACAAUGCGGAACUCGUGGCGGAACGAUUGAAGGCUCAUGGAUAUGAGUAUGUUGUGGUGGAUUACCUCUGGUAUAGGAGGAAAGUCAAAGGUGCAUACUCUGAUUCUCUGGGGUUCGAUGUAAUUGAUGAGUGGGGCAGGAUGAUUCCUGACCCGGACAGAUGGCCUUCGUCCAAAGGUGGGAAAGGAUUCUCCACUUUAGCCAAGAAGGUUCAUAGCAUGGGUUUGAAGUUUGGGAUUCACGUUAUGAGAGGUAUAAGUACCCAGGCUGUCAAUGCAAAUACCCCCAUCUUAGACACCACUAAGGGAUAUGCUUAUGAGGAAGCUGGGCAGCAUUGGCAUGCAAAAGAUGUAGGAGUGAAGGAGAGGGCUUGUGCAUGGAUGUCACAUGGUUUCAUGAGCGUAAACACUAAACUGGGAGCUGGAAGAGCCUUUUUGAGGUCACUUUAUCAACAGUAUGCUGACUGGGGUGUUGAUUUUGUGAAACACGACUGUGUAUUUGGUGAUGAUUUGGAUCUAGAUGAGAUAAGCAUUGUAUCAGAGGUUUUGAAGGGACUUAACCGCUCCAUUCUAUAUUCCCUGUCUCCAGGAACUAGUGUGACACCGGAAAUGGCAAAGGAUGUAAAAGGCCUGGUUAACAUGUAUAGGAUAACAGGUGAUGAUUGGGAUUCUUGGCGAGAUGUCUCUGCCCAUUUUGCUGUAACCAGGGACUUCUCUACUGCUGAUAUGAUAGGGGCUCAGGGAUUGCUGGGAAAGUCAUGGCCUGACUUAGAUAUGCUACCACUAGGAUUCCUUACUGAUCCAGGUUCAAAUGAAGGUCCACACAGAACAAGUAAGCUUAGUCUAGACGAGCAAAGAACUCAGAUGACCCUGUGGUCCAUGGCCAAGUCUCCUCUCAUGUAUGGAGGGGAUAUGAGAAAGCUAGAUGACUCCACAUUCAAUCUCAUCACAAACCCUACCCUACUAGAAAUAAACUCCUACAGCUCAAACAAUAGGGAGUUCCCUUAUGUUACGAGUACAAAUGGUCUCCGAUUUAAAAACCGGGGGCUGACCUGGGAAUCAGGAAGUUUGUUAGAUACUGUUCCCCCAGAAACAGAUACUUUCGGUCUCACUAGCUGUAUGGAUCCAAAGGCUAAAGGUUGGUUCAUCAAAAUUACUGAUAAUGACAUUGAACAAGUCUGCUGGAAAGGGAGCACAAGAAACAGAUACGAAGCACCUUUUUGCCUAUACAUAAGGAAAUCACGUUUGGCAUCAGACGAAGAUAUGAUGUACAAACAGCUAUACCAAGGGAACGUUCAUUUACUCGCAACAGAUGCAAUGGAGGUUUGCUUGGAUGCUUCUCCAACUAGGAAGCUUGCUUCCAAAGAGAUCAAGAGAGGUUCAUUUUCACCUUGCAAAUGGGACACUAACCAGAUGUGGGAGUUAAGCAAUGAUGGAACCCUCAAGAACAACUAUUCUGGUUUAUGCGCUUCAAUGAAAAAAGUCAAAGUUAAUGCUGGUUUUGAAGGAAUUCGGUCCUGGAUUGCUACUGGAAGAAAAGGUGAAAUAUACGUUGCUUUCUUCAAUUUGAGUCCCGAGAAGACUGUAAUAUCUGCAAAGAUUUCAGACCUUGCUAAAGUGCUUCCUGAUAAAAAUCUGAGCAAUGCUUCAUGCUUUUGCAAAGAGGUAUGGAGUGGGGAAGAUCUGGGAGAAGCGAAAGAAUCAAUAUCAACGGCAGUAGAAACGCACGGUUGUGCUCUGUUUGUGUUGGAUUGCAGUUAGUGCGAUCACAACUUUCUUAGCCAUGAAAAAUACUGAUGAAAUAAUAUGUCAAUUUGGUUAUCGGUUAAAAGUAUAUACUAUAAACCAUGUUUUGGUAA